CAGUUGUCUGAUGCCGAUCCACACAGCUCGGGAGCUGAGGGAUCCGGGAAGCAGAAAGGGAAAAAGAAGCAGUAACGGAGCUAGCGCGCGGUCUUAGUUUCCUUUGUCUCGGCUAAACAACAUUCCGCAUUUAUUCUUUCACCCUAUCCUGAUACCAGUGAAGUUCACCGGCUCUUGGUUCCUUUCACAAUAAGGUCGCUCUACGAACAAGAUAUUGUCCUAGUUCAAGUCCAAACACGAAAUUGCCGCUCAAGCCCAAUAGACUCGGUAUAUUAAGCUCGGCUAGGCCCCGACAAAUCCACGUCUUUUCGUCUUUCUCAUCACGUUGCUCUACAUUGACGUAUCGUUGUGAGAUCAUUACCGUUGUUCUUGGGUGGUUAGAGCACACCUUGACAAUCUACAAAUUCUCGCUGGGGCGAUCUUGCCUACCAGUCCGCUGUUUCUCACAUCGUGUAAAUCUUUGACAAGUGGAGCAUAAGCAAUGGCUUCUAGUUCGACGCAGAUCAACGGAUGCUCCAAGUGUGGCAUCGGUUGCUCUGGCGGAUGUGGAGGAAAGCCCGUGGCCUGGGAGAGGCUCACUCCUGACCCAAACACGAUGAUCAGAUGCACUGUUUGCGGAAGCAGCUGCCUUUUCCAGUGCAUGGAACGCCAUGUUACUCGAUACUAUGCGUGCCACAAUCGAGCCUGUCCCAUGCAUAACGGGGCUAGCAAGGUCGACCCAUACAGGGGCGUGAUCUAUCCAUCAAAUGCUCCGCAUCCGGCUUAUCAUCCAGAUUACUACAAUAGGCGAGCGGACUCCAAUCAAAACUACCAAGGCUAUCAGCAGGAGAGCCGAAAUGACGCUCACCCAAGGGAGCGCCGCCCCAAGACCUCGGGAGAGGACCGCCCCAGGCCCAAGGACAGCCCAGAAGAGAGAAAUUCAAGGGAGAGCCGCCAGAAGGAGAAUCGCCAGAGGGAGCCUAGCCGCCCGAGGAACGUCUUGAGGAAGAGCCGCCCAAGGGAGCGCAGCCGCCCGAGGGAGAGCCCCCAAAAGGAGUCAAAGGACAGCCGCCCGACGGAAAGCAUCCCAAAGGAGAACCGCCAAAGAGAGCCUAGCCGCCCAAGGGAAAGCCGUCGCAAGAGCUUUUGCGAGGAUUUUUUCCAGGAUAUUUUCCAGGGGGCCCACCGAAGAGGGCGACGCCAUAGCGAGAGCCACACCAGGAGCAGACCAGUGCCAAACCCCUGGCUUGAGCCUGAGGAAGAUGCUGUCUUCAGUGCGUACCAUGAGGAUCCUGGGACGUAUCGCGAUUACCAGUACCAGUACCAGUACCAGUAUUACUACUAUUAGGUAGGUCAGGUAGGUAGGUACGGCUGAGAUAACAGCCCUGCUCGGGCGAUUAUCCAAUGGAUCCCAGUUGAGCCAAAGCACAACCUUUGGGUGUUCUUGGGCUUCAAAGUUUCCUGUUUGGGCUGCAGGUGGGAGGCUGAGAGGUCACAACUGCCCGACAACGCAAGGUAGGUCAGGUUGUGCAAGUUACGUUCAGACCAA
This is a messenger RNA of Canariomyces notabilis, 1528 nucleotides long. RefSeq lists its product as uncharacterized. The transcript has a single exon. NCBI's taxonomy places the organism in Eukaryota, Fungi, Ascomycota, Sordariomycetes, Sordariales, Chaetomiaceae. Bases 482 to 1327 code for a protein of 281 amino acids. The record is from RefSeq and is a predicted model, not a curated record.